This is a messenger RNA of Lepisosteus oculatus (spotted gar), 2361 nucleotides long. RefSeq names its product cofactor required for Sp1 transcriptional activation, subunit 7 (gene crsp7). NCBI's taxonomy places the organism in Eukaryota, Metazoa, Chordata, Actinopteri, Semionotiformes, Lepisosteidae. Gene Ontology annotation, biological process: positive regulation of gene expression; regulation of transcription by RNA polymerase II. Gene Ontology annotation, cellular component: nucleus; mediator complex; core mediator complex. The record is from RefSeq and is a predicted model, not a curated record. Gene Ontology annotation, molecular function: transcription coregulator activity.
CCGUCUCUUCGGAGGAAUCUUCCCCCUUGCCCAGUCCGCCGAUCCGCACCAGCCCAGGCAAUGACAGCGGCCUCGGCAACCCCGCAGCAGAUGAGAGACCGGCUGCUACAGGCCAUCGAUAGCCAGAGCAAUAUCCGCAACAUGGUGGCCGUAUUGGAAGUGAUCUCCAGUCUGGAGAAAUAUCCCAUCACCAAAGAAGCACUCGAGGAAACUCGGCUAGGGAAGUUAAUCAACGACGUGAGGAAGAAGACGAAGGAUGAAGAUCUCGCCAAGCGUGCCAAGAAGCUCCUGAGGAACUGGCAGAAGCUAAUUGAGCCCGGCCAAAAUGAAACUUUGCCGAGAGGGGGGCCGGGCACACCUGGCUCGGCCAAUGGCGGCUCUCACCCCUGCCGGCCGGAGAUCGCCCCUCCUGCGGUGAGCCCUGUGGGCAAACCAGUGCAAGAACUGAAAAGCAGGAAUGACAUUCACAACUCUUACUCUCCCAAGCUGGAGAAAUCCAGCAAUCGCAAGCGCAAGGGAGAGCAAAGAGACGGUCAUUUGUCAGCAAAAAUUUCAAAGGCUGCAAAUGACCGGCUACAGAACUCCACCCCGCCCCCUACGAAUGGGAUCGGGGGCAGUCCGGAGCCUUUCCCUAGCCCUCUGGAUCCCAGCGGGCUCCCAGGUCCCGACAGGAGCAGAACGGAACAUCUGGAGAACGACAAACACAACAAGAUUCCGGUGAACGCCGUCAGACCUCACACCAGUUCUCCUGGACUUGCCAAACCUCCCAGCACUUCCUCCUUACUCAAAACUGCUGUGAUGCAACAGCAUGCAAAAAUGGAUGAAGUAUCGGGAGGAGGAGGAGGAGGAGGAAGUGGGCAGCCCCAGCCCAGAAGCCCCCGCUGCGCCUCUUUCAGCCCAAGAAGUAUUAAGGAGGAGACAAUGGCCAAGCGGCCAACCACAUAUGCACCAAAAGGGACUCUGUCGAGCCCGUCUCAGAGUUCCAGGUUUCUGGAUGUUGCUGCUCGGGUGCAGUCUCCCUUGCCUUUGCCCCAGCCUUUAACUCCCCCUGUCCAAGUAUCGCAUACCGAUGGGCCCCAGCCCCCGGGACCCGAGAGCUCCAGGCACUGGCACGGUCCGGCCGACGCCGACCUGCGGCUCCAGCACAGCACGGGGACGCUCGAACUGCCGCCGCACAGCUCUCCGCACGGUUCCAGAACCGCCUUGCACCACUCGGAAUGCACGGUGCCGCACGGGCUGGGCCUCCCCUCGGAGGCCGCGAAGCUGGACAGCGACGGGGCGGCCUCGAGCUCCGAGAGCAAACGGAAGAAGAAGUACAGGCCCAGAGACUACACGGUCAACCUGGACGGGCAGCCGGCCAUGGAGGAGAGCACAAAGCCGGUGAGGUUAAAAGAGCGCAAGCUCACGUUUGACCCCGUGACUGGGCAGAUCAAACCUUUGACACACAAAGAAUCUUACCAGGGGGAAGAGCCAGUGGGGCUGCCCCUACCCGAGGCGCACAGGACGGAUGUGCUCAAGCAGAAGCCUGGCGCGCCCCUGCCCAGUCCCUUCCAGCAGACCAACUGGAAGGAGCUAUCCAGGAACGAAAUCAUCCAGUCCUACCUGAGCAGGCAGAGCAGUUUGCUCACGUCCUCGGGGGCUCAGACCCCUGGGGCCCAUUUCUUUAUGACGGAGUAUUUGAAACAGGAGGAACACGAUAUCAAAGAGUCCCGGAAGACUCACGUUCUCGUACCGGACAGCUCCGAAACGGACCUGCCGGGGGUGAGCCGGGACGUGACCACGGAGGAUCUCCACAGGAUACACCAGGAGCGCUGGCCGGGGGUGAACGGCUGCUUCGACACGAAGGACAACUGGUACGAUUGGACGCAGUGCAUAUCCUUGGACCCUCACGGGGAUGAGAGCAAACUACACAUCUUGCCCUACGUCUGCCUAGACUGAGCGUGUGGUUUUAAUGCUUCAGGAAUGGAGGAGUGCACGCCCGCUGUAGAAAGUGGGGAAGGCAGAACUGCUGUACUCCCUCCCCCUUCUUGCCUGCCACUUAAAAGAAACGAGAUGAGGCUGCCUUCAAGGGGAAGCGAGGGGCUGGCCUGCGCAGUUCUUCCGCUCGGAGACAGAGCCGCGCCCUGUUUGCAGUAUGCUGCUACCAACUAUAACAAAUUGCAAAUUGGGGUUCACAUUGGGGGCGAUCCAGUUCGGCUCCGGCGAGGCUCUGGGGGAGCAGGGGAGAGCGAAAGAAAGCAAAGUCUGCCACAAACCAGGGAUGACCAUUCCAGCAGCUCAGCAGUCUGGAGCUCAUUGUGUUGGCAGGUAAAAGAGGCUUUAUGUGGCAUCAAAAGAAAUGAAUAAAGUUUCCUUAUCACA